AUGAAGAUUACAUCACUCUCUGAGCACAAGUUUACAAUCGUUGCAAAGUAAAUAAUUAAGAUUUAUUUAAUUUUUGGUUUAUAAAAUUUGGCUGUAUAGGAUUUUUUAAUUGACAAAAAAUGGCUUAGUUUAAUUAGAAUUUUAAUUGUAAAUGAGUGCAAGGUACCAUAAACAAGACUAGAAAUUCGACAAGGAGUUCUUGGCUAUUGUAGAUGCAUUUGGAGGCAAAAAUUGCACAAGUUGGACUUAGGUAGCAAGGAAAUUUGAAUUAUAAACAGGCGAAAAAGUAUAGAAAGCCAAUACACUUCGAUAUCGUUGGGAAUAAUUAACAGGAUAUUCAGAGAAUUUUACUAAAGAAUAACAAAUUUAACUAAUAGAAAGUGAUAUUAAAUCAAGAGGAGUCAAAAGAUAAGGGUUAAAUGAUUUCUAUUAAUUAACAGGAAUUAAGUAUUUAAAUAUAAAUUGAUUUUUAGAUUAUAUAAGGGAAGAUUUUGUAGAAUAUCUUCAUAACAUAUAAAAUAAGCAAUUCAAUCAAUUGAUGAAGUAUUUGCAAAGGAAAGGAAACAUAGAAGAUGUGGAAAAAAAGAUGCAGAAUUUAGAUUAAAAUUAUCACAUUUAAGCAUUUAUAUAUUAUUAAGAGCUAAGGAUACUUUGACUUCUGAAGGAUUUAAAUAGAAAAAUAAAGGAUUAGAUCCAUUUGAAUAAUAUCUUUGUUAAUAAUUAAUAGAAGCAUCAGACAUUUGUGAAAGAUUAUAUUUAAUGCAUGCUCGUGUAUUUUAAGCAGAUAGAGUGGAUAGAUAUUAAUCAUAUAUGAAAGUAAUCAACAGAAAUUAAUACAGAAAGUUAAUGUUUUAUAUAGAAUACUUAGAUAUUCUAAGAAAAAUUAGUGUUGAAUAAUGUACUAAUGAUACUAUNAUGAAUAGUGAAAUCUCAUCUAAAUAAAUAAAAGGAUCUACCUAAUAUAAUAGAAUUACUAUUCUUAAUUAGAGAUGA
Molecule: messenger RNA, 993 nt
Organism: Paramecium pentaurelia
Lineage: Eukaryota; Ciliophora; Oligohymenophorea; Peniculida; Parameciidae
Source: the annotation of a GenBank genome assembly